AGCCCCGCCCUCAUCUGUUCAGACCCCCUGCUGAUUGGAGCAUGUGGUGUAAAGUUCAGAGCUGAAGCUGUGCAGUUAGUCAGUGUGUGUGUGUGUGUGUGUGUGUCACUGUGGUAGCACUGCACUGAUUUAUUUACACAGCGGUCCUAAAAUACACACCGGUUGGACGCUUCAAAUCUUUUUGGUUGAAGUGAUAACCCUGCACACAGACUCCGAGACUCAGAUGGUGGGUAGAAAGGUAGCGAGAGAGACGCUGUUGCCCUCAGUUCAUGAGGAUGACGGUGAUGAAGGUCACGAGGAGGAGACGUUAGGAGGGAUCAGGAGCAGGCCACCCAGCCGACCUCGCAACAUCUACAGCCGAGGCAGCGUGGACAGCCAGACAGUCGUCCGGGCAAGUGGCUGCCGCCAGAGAGAGCUGAGUGCAGGGGAGAAAUCUGAAGAUGAUGAUGGCGCUGAUGAGGAGGAGGAGGAGGAGGAGGAGGAGGAGGAGGAAUGCGAUCGAAGCAGUGAAGCGGUUGACGGACAGGAGGGAGCUGGAGCGUGUUUCACUGUGGAUGAAGACUAUGACACGGAGCUGGAGCCUGAAGAUAAGCCAGGGAGGUACGACCUCACAGGCGAGGCGCGUUACCGAGAGGCGUGUGAGAUGUUCAACGUGGUUCCAGUGUCCUACUUCCUCAGGAACAUACAGAGCACAGAAGUGAGCAUGAUGCACCACGGACUCGGCCCUCAGGGUAGCAAAGCCCUGGCAGUUCCCUUGGUAACCAACACCUCCAUUCUGAAGCUGAAUCUGCGAGAUAAUGGAAUGGAGGGAGAAGGUGGAGCCGCCAUAGCUGACAUGCUGAAGGAGAACCUUUACAUCACAGAAAUAGAUCUUUCAGAGAACAGGCUCGGUGAGUGUGGGAUAAAGGCUCUGGCCAGCAUGCUGCUAGAGAACACCUCCCUCAUCUCCCUUAACCUUUCUGGGAACCAUCUGGACGAGCGAGCGGCUAAACACCUGGCUCCGGCGCUGACCAAAAACCAGCACCUGCAGCAUCUGGACCUGAGCCACAACCGGCUGGGAGAAGCAGCAGGGGAACUUCUGGGCGCCGCUGUAGCUGAGAACACGGGAAUGAAGUCACUCAGUCUGGCCUGGAACUGCAUUCGUGGAAAAGGAGCCAUCGCUUUAGCUAAAGGCCUUGCGGCUAACAUAUUCUUGCAAACUGUGGACUUAUCUUACAACGGACUGGGCAAGGAGGGAGCAUCGGUUCUCGGUGAGGGGCUUAAAGACAACAACACGCUGGAGGAAUUGAACAUCAGUAUCAACCGCAUACCUCCUGAAGGAGCAGUCCACUUAGCUGUGGGUCUCAAAGCAAACAACAACCUUCGGAUUCUUAAAAUGGCUCGGAAUCCAGUUCGGUCGGCCGGAUGUUUUGCGGUGCUUAAAGCCAUAGAAGGAAACCCUUCAUCUUCAGUGGAGUACCUGGACUUUUCUGACGUUAGCGUGGACCAAGAGUUUGAAGACUUGUUCAACUCGAUCAAAGAAACUCUACCAAACCUCCAAGUGAAACACGGUGGCAAAAUAAGACCUUUCCAAAAUCUACAGAGCUGACCUCUGCCAGAGCAGUCGAUUCUAAUCUGUCACUUGCUGUACACCUGUGUCUCCUGAAUGUAUUAAAAACCGCAAAGAAUACGCAAAGAAA
This is a messenger RNA of Ictalurus furcatus (blue catfish), 1679 nucleotides long. RefSeq names its product leucine rich repeat containing 74B (gene lrrc74b). Gene Ontology annotation, molecular function: protein binding. The coding region runs from base 224 to 1588 and encodes 454 amino acids. The transcript is spliced from 11 exons. The record is from RefSeq and is a predicted model, not a curated record. Lineage: Eukaryota; Metazoa; Chordata; Actinopteri; Siluriformes; Ictaluridae.